Fonsecaea pedrosoi CBS 271.37 is the source of this 597-nucleotide messenger RNA. RefSeq lists its product as uncharacterized. The record is from RefSeq and is a predicted model, not a curated record. The transcript has a single exon. Lineage: Eukaryota; Fungi; Ascomycota; Eurotiomycetes; Chaetothyriales; Herpotrichiellaceae. The coding region runs from base 1 to 597 and encodes 198 amino acids.
AUGGGAUCCCUCUCCAUCCCCAACUUCGACGACCCGGGCACCGCAGUGCUGCCGCCCAGCAAACUCGCGCACAUGGUCCUGCGCACCGGCGACUUGGAAAAAAUGGUCUCCUUCUACACAACCUUCCUCGGCGGGCACGUCACGCACGGUAACGAUUUUUUGUCCUUCAUCACGUACGACGAUGAGCACCACCGUAUCGCGCUGAUCCGUGUGUCCGGCACGUCUCCCAAGGUGCCCACCAGCUGCGGCCUCGAACACGUCGCUUUCACUUUCCCGACCGUCGCCGCGCUGUUGCUGGCGUACCGACAACGUAAAGCGCACGGGAUUCCGCCUCUGUGGUGCGUCAACCACGGUCCGACGACCUCGAUUUACUACAAGGAUCCGGAUGGAAAUAUGAUCGAGACGCAGGUAGAUAAUUUUGAAACGGUCGAGGAGGCGAAUGCGUUUAUGACGGGCCGGGAGUUUGCGGAGAAUCCCAUCGGGACGGAUUUCGAUGCAGAGGAGUGGAUUGAGAGGUUGAAGAACGGGGAGAGUGAAGAGGUGCUGAAGAAGAGGGUGGAGAUUGGGGCGAGGGCGUUGCCGGAGGAUUUGUUUUGA